Molecule: messenger RNA, 271 nt
Organism: Brenthis ino (lesser marbled fritillary)
Lineage: Eukaryota; Metazoa; Arthropoda; Insecta; Lepidoptera; Nymphalidae
Source: the annotation of a GenBank genome assembly
AUGACAAAAGGAUUUAAAACAAAAGAAAAAAAUAAUAGACCCCGAGCAUAUUUAGGAGAAGAAAACGAUAGUGAAAAAGCUAUAUCAUUCAUUGCUUCUCAAGCUUAUACAGCAGCUACAUAUCAAAAUGAGAUAGAAUUUGUAAUAGAUUCGGGAGCAUCGAACCAUAUGAUUAGUAUAGAAUAUGAGAAAUAUAUGACUGAUAUACAAGAGAUACAAGAAAUUAAAGUUUUAGUUGCAAAUGGAAAUAUGUUAUCAGCUAAAAGGAAAG